Messenger RNA from Knipowitschia caucasica, 987 nucleotides. NCBI's taxonomy places the organism in Eukaryota, Metazoa, Chordata, Actinopteri, Gobiiformes, Gobiidae. The record is from the annotation of a GenBank genome assembly.
AUGGAGGAGGCUGAGGUGUGGUCCUGGUGCUUCCCUCACUUGACCAGCUCAUGCAGGCGUCUGCAGCAGCCUCACUCCUCCACAGUGCUCCUCUACUCUCUCCUAGCCUUCAUCUCUCUGCUCACCGUGUGUCUCAAUCUGCUCGUCAUCGUCGCCAUCUCUUACUUCAGGCAGCUGCAGACUCCCACCAACGCCCUGCUGCAGUCGCUGGCUCUGUCCGAACUGGUGGUGGGGCUGAUGGUGAUGCCUGUAGAGGGGGUGAGACACAUGGAGAUGUGCUGGGUGCUGGGCAGGCUGCUGUGUGCUCUGACCCCGUAUGUGUCCUACUGCCUGCUCUCGGCCUCUUUAGGGAACAUGGUGCUGAUCUCCAUAGACCGCUACCUGGCCAUCUGCGACCCGCUGCUCUACUCGUCCAAAGUGAGCGUGAGCCGGGUGCGGGUGCUCAUCUGUCUGUGCUGGGCCUGCUCUCUGCUCUAUAACGGCUGUAUUCUGAUAGGACACCUGAGCCGGCCCGACCGCUACAGCACCAGCCAUGGCGAGUGCGUGGUGGUCAUCAGCCACGCCGCGGGCACGGUCGACCUCCUCAUCUCCUUUGUAACGCCUUGCACAGUGAUGGUGAUCUUGUACAUGCGUGUGUUGGCGGCGGCGGUGUCUCAGGCCCGAGCUCGGCACUUCAGAGUCACCUUGAACGCACAGGAGACAGGCCCCAGAGUGAAACGCUCCGAGACCAAAGCGGCAAGAACGCUGGGGAUCGUGAUAGCUGUGUUUCUCAUGUGCUUCUGUCCAUAUUACUAUCCUGCCAUCGCUGGUCAGGACACUUCCACUAGUCUCUCCUACUACGCACUCUUGUCCUGGAUCAUGCUGCUGAACUCGUGCAUGAACCCUCUGAUCUAUGCCAUGUUUUAUCCCUGGUUUAGAAAAGCAGUUAGGCUCAUAAUCACCUUAAGAAUCAUGCAGCCCCACUCUAAAGAUGCCAAUAUCCUCUAG